AUGAAUCGUCUUUUCCUUCUUUGCGUGGUGUUGUGUGUGGUGGCCGUUACAUCCACUACCCUCGCCAAGCCUAUUGAGAUUUCAUUGAAUAAGAAAGAAUUGGAUACCUCUGAUGCCCGUGUUGCUGCUUGGGUGAAUACUGUCCGAAUUGCUCAAAAGACCGGAGGACUUCAACAAAUGAAUAGAGCCUAUUUGAGAGCUGGUGCUUCUCCUAUUGUUCCAUUGAAUGAUUAUGCUGAUACUCAAUAUUAUGGAUUUGUUAGCAUUGGAACUCCAAAGCAAACUUUCAAGGUUAUUUUCGAUACUGGUAGCUCCAACGUGUGGGUUCCUUCUGAAAAGUGUUGGUCAAUUACUUGCCUUCUCCACAACCGAUACGAUCACACCAAGUCAAGCACCUAUAUUGCUAACGGAAGAGCAUUCAACAUUACUUAUGGAUCUGGAGCUGUCACUGGUUUCCUUUCUCAAGAUACUAACUCUGUUGGUGGUAUUGACGUUAAGGGACAAGUUUUCGGAGAAGUCACCUCCGAAUCUGGACUUUCAUUCUUGUUCGGUAAGAGCGACGGUAUUGUUGGUUUGGCUUUCCCAUCCAUUGCUGUUGACGGAGUCACUCCACUCUUCAACAACAUGAUGGCACAAAAAUUGGUCGAUCAAAACUUGUUCAGUUUCUACUUGAGUAAGACUGCUGGAAGCACUUCAAGUGCCAUGGUUUUGGGUGGUAUCAAUCAAAAGUACUACACUGGUCCAAUGAACUAUGUUCCAUUGGCCAAUAGAACUUAUUGGGCUAUCAAGAUUGGUGAUGUUGGUGUUGGUGGUCAAUAUAAGGGAGUCUGUCCUCCAGGUGGAUGCCUUGCUGCUGUUGAUACUGGUACCUCACUCAUUGCUGGUCCAGCUUUGAAGAUUGGUCCUAUUAUGGAAUCAUUGAAUGUUGCUAAGGAUUGUUCUAACAUUGAUUCUAAUCCUGAUGUCACUUUCAAGAUUAAUGGUAUUGAAUACACACUCAAGCCAAGAGAUUAUGUUUUGAAGAUUUCUCAAAUGGGUGCUACUGAAUGUAUUGCCGGAUUCAUGCCAUUGGCUCUCCCACCACAAUUUGGUGACUUUUGGAUUUUGGGUGAUGUUUUCAUUUCAACUUAUUAUACUGUGUUUGACUAUGAUGGAAACCGUGUUGGAUUUGCCAGAGCUAAUCAAAAUUUGUAA
Molecule: messenger RNA, 1194 nt
Organism: Naegleria lovaniensis
Lineage: Eukaryota; Heterolobosea; Eutetramitea; Acrasida; Naegleriidae
Exons: 4
Coding region: 1-1194 (397 amino acids)
Biological process (GO): proteolysis
Molecular function (GO): aspartic-type endopeptidase activity
Source: RefSeq, a predicted model, not a curated record